This is a messenger RNA of Aspergillus viridinutans, 561 nucleotides long. RefSeq lists its product as uncharacterized. The record is from RefSeq and is a predicted model, not a curated record. The transcript has 2 exons. The coding region runs from base 1 to 561 and encodes 186 amino acids. Lineage: Eukaryota; Fungi; Ascomycota; Eurotiomycetes; Eurotiales; Aspergillaceae.
AUGCAUCUGCCAUUGGAAGUGCGUGAGAAACUCGCACUUCUCCCCGAGUCUCCCUCGCGCGAAGAGUUAUAUGUCCUGUGGACCCACCUCUUACAGAGGUAUUUUCCCUUCCCUCUCCAUGCUUCUCUCCCAAACCUGCCCGAUCUUCCUGACGAGACCGAGGUGAAGUACGCUCUAGGCAGCCAUCAAGAAUCCGAGACCUCACACAUCUCGCUCACCGUCGGCCGCGAGUAUGGCCCCUUUGACCGCCUGAACUUCCUCCAUGUCUUCUGCCAGGCUGAGCCGAAGGAGGAAUGGCACCUGGCAGAGCUGCAGGCUAAGUUGAAGGAGGAGAUGAUGAAGUCGUCUCACUGUCAGAUUGCACGGGGGCGCGGGAUGACCAUACACGGCGCGAUUGUCAUCGGUCGUGAGGUCAGGUUUUACAAGCUGAAGCGUGACGGAUCGUUUGAAUGCAUGGCGUGGUUGGUCCAGGGAAAGCAGAGUCUGCAUAUCCUCCAGGAUAUGCGGAUUAUUACCACCCACCUCAUGCAGAUAAGCUAUGAGGUGAGGAUGCGUGAUUGA